UCUGAGAGUGCCUUGAAGAGGGAUCAGGGAGCAAACCUAAAGAGGCACCUGGCUCAAGGGCAGACAAGGAGUGAGGCCUCCCCUCCCAAAGCUCACAGCCAUGUCAAGAAGUUGACCAUUCAAGCCGGAGCCCUCAGCACGCACCCAAGGAGCUCUGUUGACUUGUCCUACCCCAAACUCUUUGUCUCGGUUCUGGACUCCAGCAGCCUUGAAGACGCGACUAACAAUUUCUCUUUCCAGGAGUACCAACAGGACUCCUGCACUACCAAGGAUGCUCCUGAAUCUUCUGACCAGGACUCGGAUUCCGUCUCAGAGUGGCAGCGGAAACUGGAAGCGGCCGAGGCUCUGCUGAUUCUGAGAGACUCUCCCCAGGCAUCUUCUGGCUCCAGCUCCGUGCUCCAUCCCUGUGUGGCGACAGAUCCUGCUGAAGAUAGAGGACCCCAGCCUCCUAACCCCUCUCUGCGACCCAGGCCAGCUAGGUCCAUUUCUCUGCCUAUUGGGCAUCUGGGGUGCAUCUCCCUCUUGAACUAG
Molecule: messenger RNA, 531 nt
Organism: Mustela erminea (ermine)
Lineage: Eukaryota; Metazoa; Chordata; Mammalia; Carnivora; Mustelidae
Product: doublesex- and mab-3-related transcription factor C1-like
Exons: 4
Source: RefSeq, a predicted model, not a curated record